AUGUGCUGCCCCUGGGCUGGGAUCCUGCUCCUCGCCCUGCAGGUGGCAGCUUCCCGAGAGGGGCUGUGGCUGCAGCAAAGCCCAGGAGAGAUCUGGACGGCCCCAGGACAGACUGUGGAGAUGAACUGCGCUGCUACAUACAAAGAAAGGUUCGUAUCCUGGUACAAAGAGCAUCAGGACGGCAGUCUGCAGUGGGUUGCCAAGACUGGUAAAGUUGAUAGUGCACAAGGAAGAUACUCGAGUAAAGGGAGCAAAACAGGGAAAAAGUUUUCCCUAGUCAUCAGCAACGUACAGGAGGAGGAUUCUGGGGUCUUUUACUGCACCCUCACUGCCUAUACGGGCUUCGCGAACGGGACCAGGCUGAUCGUCUCCGAUGCCCCCCAGCCCAGCCUUGUUAUCCUGGUACCUUCCCCCCCAGAGGAAACUGAGCUCCCAGACCCCGUCCCCCUGCUCUGCCUGCUGUCCCCGCAUGCUCGGGGCUGGGGGGCACCUCUCUGGGACCUCGGGGAGGGGGGUCCAAGACAGGCAGAUGCAGGAGCCCAGGAUGGGGAAGAUACGUGGAGCCUGACAACAGUCCGCAGGGAGAGCUGGGUCAUGAUGACACGCUGCACCUGCACCGCCAGAGAGGAGGGAACUGGGAGAAACAUCAGCGCUGUCAUGGCCAAAGACCCGGACACCACAUUAAAGGGGCCCUGCUGGGUUGUGCGCUGGGUGGGGCUGCCCUGCGUCUGCCUCCUCCUGCUGAUCCAGGGCCUCAUCCUGCUCUCCACCAAGUGCCCCUGCACAGGAACAGUGGCAGCACCGGGGAGCGACGUGCACCCAAGGCAGAGCCCAGAGACAGAAUAUGCAGCUGUGAGACAUGGCAGCAGAAAUGCUCCCACUUGA
Molecule: messenger RNA, 885 nt
Organism: Alligator sinensis (Chinese alligator)
Lineage: Eukaryota; Metazoa; Chordata; Crocodylia; Alligatoridae
Exons: 6
Coding region: 1-885 (294 amino acids)
Source: RefSeq, a predicted model, not a curated record